This is a messenger RNA of Prorocentrum cordatum, 5409 nucleotides long. The record is from the annotation of a GenBank genome assembly. NCBI's taxonomy places the organism in Eukaryota, Dinophyceae, Prorocentrales, Prorocentraceae.
AUGCUCACCUGGGCCGACCUCUUAGGCCUCGCCCGCGACCUGCUGCCCGCGGCCUUUCACCUGCGGACGUCCCUGGCGGCGAGCACGUGCCCUGCGUGCCCCUCGCUGGAGUGCCCGCACGUGGUGCUGCCGGCGUGCCCCGGCUUGCAGUGCGGGGACUGCUCGUGCCCGGAGCCGGCCGGCCUGAGCGGGCUGGGGCCGCUCCUCUGGGCGGGCGCGGGCAUCGCGCUCGCCAGCGCCUUGGCUGGGGGCUUCACGGGCUUCCUGCUGGGCGCGCUCGUCGGCGCCCCGUGCGGCGGACGGUGGGUGUGCCUCACUCCCGACUUGCAGCUGCAGAUCCACGAUCUCAACGACCAGAGGCACAAAGUGUUUUCGAGGAGGGCGGCCUUCCCGGCCAACGUGGCGGCCGCCUCGUACGUGUUCGACGACGACGCGGUCUCGGCCGCCCAGAUGGAGGAGUUCAGGGGCCAGGCGAGGGUGCAGGCAGCGAUCUUGGGGGACGGUGAGUUCGGCGACGUCGAGGUCCACAAGUGGGUCGUAUACCAGGUCGACGACGAGCACUUCGGCAAGGAGGUCCCCGAGGAGGUGCUGGCGGACGCACAGAGGUUCGUCAGUCUCGGGAACCUCGGCGUCGUGGACUGGCUCGGUGCCAAGCGAUUCGUGGAGCGAGUCAGGGACGACAAGGUCGACGACUGGAAGGAGAAGCGAGAGUCUUCGGAGGGCGACUCGAGGAUCCUCGGCUUGCAUCGGAAGAGGGGGAAGCGGAACUUGGCCCUCUCGGAUGCGGUCGACCUCUUCACGGAGGAGACGUUCGACGACUGGCCUUUCCCGCCGCCUAGGGCGGCCAAGGAGUACCUGGAGUCGAUACGCGACGGGCCUGGCUCGAUGGUGGUGUACGAGAGCGAGUGGAGGCAGGACAGUGGUGUUGGCGACGGUACGGCGGCGCUUCACGAGCACCGCAACAACACCGAGGUCCUGCGGCUGGCCCACCAGGUGGACCAGCUCAACAUACCCAACCUGGCGUGCUUCGAGCAGUUGGUGCGCAGGCAGAUCCAAAUCGAGAUGGCGGUCGAGAGGAACGCGAAACAUCCCGACUACGCCGGCCUGGACCUGGUCAUGGGCGGCCCGACUACAGAGAGCGGUGCGGCGGCCAGCGCGGGCUUCCGCGGCUGGAUCUACAAGAAGCAGGGAGAGCGUGCGCAGACCCUCAAGCAGUCUCGUCUUCUUCGGGAGGAGCGGCUCAAUGAGGACAAGCGCUACAAGAGUGGCAAAGUUUUGAUCGUGGAGGCGCUGGCGUUCGGCGGCGACUCUGCAGCCAGAGGCGACAUGGCGAGAUCUUCCCGCUUCCGUCGCCGGCAGCUCCGAGCUUGGCUUCUCCUGGCGCUCCUCGAUAUGUUCAGCAGCGUCGGCGUGAGCAGCUCCAUCGGCAUCAGCGAGAGUGUGAAGCGGUUAGAUCACUCAACCAGCUCGCUGCCGCAACUACUUCUUUCUCGAGCGUCUCAAGUACGCGACGAUUCGGAGCACGUCGCUCGGCGCGUCAAGGCGCACGGCCCGCCGCCUCGAGACCUGGACGAGGACGGAGCCCUCGCGGAGCUCCUUGCGUCCAGGGACCUGUACUCGCAGGAGCCGAAGAACCUCGCUGAGUACGACAUCUCGAAGCUCAAGAUCUGCCGCUCGGGCACCGUGGCGAAGGACGCAAAGACGCUCUUGCCGCCCGAGACGGCGGGCCUCAUCAAGCACUAUAAGCAUUGCGUGGAGCGCGAUGCAGAGCAGAUACUGGAAGCUCAGGUGGCCCAGGACUUUCCCAGGCCGUAUUGGGACCCGAAGCUGGCGCGGGACCACGACAGCCUCUUUGAGCUCGUGGGCCGCCUCAGGGACGCCAACCUCAUCGGCUUCCGCAAGAAGCUCAAGGCGAAGGUCGGCAUCUUUUUCGUCAAGAAGAAGGACCCCGCGUGGAUCAGGCUCAUCAUUGACGCCCGACAGGCGAACCGCUGCCACAAGACGCCACCGAAGACACGGCUGGGUUCGGUCGGCGGCUUCUGCGAGCUGGACCUCUCGGACACCGCGUUGCGGGACCUCGGGGGCUUCGGCGGCAUCGCGGAGAUCUGGGGCGGCACCAGCGACGUCGACGACUGCUUCUACCAGAUGCUGGUCGAGGAGCUGGGGUCCUGGUUCGGGAUCGACCUCCCGCGGGCCGCGGGCGCCUGGGGAGUUGCCCAGGUCUAUGACGAUGAUCUGGGUCGACGCGUGGCGGUCGAGCCUUCUGAGGUGGUCUACCCUGUCUUCCACGGCAUGGCCAUGGGGUGGGCGUGGGCGUUGCACUUCGCGAACGAGGCCGUCUCCUACCUGGCCUCCAAGAGCGCAGUGUGCCCUCGCUCGCUGGUACGCGAGCGGACGCCGGCCCCAGUGCUGCGGGCGGGGCAGGCCGUGUCGGGCGUGUACGUGGACAACUUCACCACGCUCGCCGGCGACCGCGAGACCGCGCUCGACUCGGUCCAGAGGUUCAGGCGCGCGGCGGAGGAGGCGCACAUCGGCACCCACGUCGACUCCGAGGUCGGCGUGGUCUUCGAGAGCCUCGGAGUGGUCUUCGACGGGAAGCGGAGGUGCCUGCGCCACGUGCCGCGACGCGCUUGGCGCGUCUACCUGGCCACUCGCGCCCUUCGGCGACGCCGCUGGAUCCACGGCAACGUCAUGGAGAUCUGGCUGGGGCACGUCGUCAACCUGUUCAGUCUGUCUCGGCCGGCUUUGGCGUGCUUACAGGCGGUCUACCCCUUCGUCGCGGCGGCGCGCGGGAGGCGCGUCCGCCUCACGCCGGCCAUCAAGAAUGAGAUGCGGCUCGUGCAGGGGCUGCUGUUUCUGUCCGAGUACGACCUGGGGGCCGACUUCAGCCACGAGGUCUACUGCUCCGACUCCUCGAGCUUUGGGUACGCUUUGCUGUCGACCACUGCGACGAGCUCGGAGCUUCGUGACCUCACCCGCUAUCGUGAGAGAUGGCGGUUCAAGCUCGUCGACACGCUGCCCGAGGUCGGGCUGCUUCGUCCAGAGUGGGUCGAGUACGCGGGGGGCCGCCUCGCGCCUGGAGGGUCGUGGGAGUUUCCUGAGGGUGCCUAUGCUGACGUUGCUGUGCGAGGGUCUCGACCCUGUGCCAUCGGCCCGCAGACGCAGUAUGGGCGCUCGCUGGAGGCAGCUGCCCAGGAGCGGCCUUUUUCCCGGCCUCGAGUCGGGCGCCGCUCACGGGAUCCGCGGCCGCGGCCCAGGCAGGAGGAGGUCGAGGUCCCGAGCGCCGUGCCCCCGAUCGACCGCUGCUGGGAUGAUGUCCGAAGGUGGAGGCACCUUCGAGUCGGGCGCUGGCGCUGGACAGAGGAGCACAUCAAUGUCAAGGAAGGCCGCGUGUCCCUCUUCGGCCUUCGCCGAGCGACGCGCAGCCGCCACAACCACGGGAAGCGGGUCGCCUCUAUCGGGGACAACCUGGUCUCGAUCUGUGCCUUCGAGAAGGGCCGCGCGAAGUCGUGGGCCCUCAAUGCGCUGGCGAGGCGGGCGGCUAGUUACCAGAUCGCUGCUCGGAUCCGCUGGCACUCACGGCACGUUGAGAGCAAGCGCAAUGUCGCCGAUGCCGCGCCUUUUCCAGUACAGGAGACCGUGGCUCUCGAGCUCUUUGCCGGCGAAGCGGGCCUCACUUGUGCUCUCCGGUCCCGCGGGCUGCGGGUCGGGCCGCCGUUCGAACUGGAGCGUGGUGCGAGGUUCGACCUCACCAGGAAAAGCACUCAGAGCCUCAUCAAGUCCUGGAUCCUCUCGGGCCUCAUAUGGUAUAUCCACUUGGGUACCCCAUGUACGGUCUGGUCAGUGGCGAGGCGAGGGGUGUCUAAUCUUGGGAAGGCUUACGCUAAGGAGGCGGUGGCGGUGGAGCUGGCUCUCUUCACCUCGGAGAUCUGCGUCUUGGCAUCUAGAUGCGGGGUCCUCUGGAGCCUGGAGAACCCCUCGUCGUCAGGUCUCUGGGAGUUCAAGCCCGUCGUGGACCUCAUGGGGCUCCCCGAGGUCUUCAAGGUCUCCUUCCACAUGUGCCAGUAUGAGGUCCUGCACAAGAAGCCCACCACAGUGCUCACCAAUCUAAGUGUUCUGGGGGACAUGUGCAUCGCGUCCUUGAAGGGCAGGAGCGAGUCUUGGGAGCAGAUGGACCAAGUUUUGUCAACCAGUGGGAUGAAGAUCUUGCCUCGCUUGUCGGACGGCGACGUGAUACAGCCGUCCAGGGAGCGCCUCCGCGGAGUGGUGAAGGGAGCGAUUCUGAAGUCCCCGCCCGAGCGACGGACUACAUCCGCGACCACAGGCUACGGUUUGGCCGCCACCGCCCGCUCUGGGCCGCGGAGGCAGAAGGCACUGAGGAGGCAGGCGGUGGCCGCUAGAGCUGCUGCGCCUCCUGAUCGCUUCCUCCAGGAGAGCACGGCUGGCGACAAGGCGAAGGACAUCUACCGCCGCGAGCUGGAGAAGUUCUACGACUGGGCCGAGCAGCAGACCCGCCCCGUCGGAUCCCUCUCGCUGGCGACGACGAUGAAGGAGUAUUUCUUCAGCAAGUUCCAGGAGGGCUAUGGGCCGAGCGUCGGUCGCGCCGUCUUCUUCGGGUACCUGUUGCUGAAGUCCAACAACUACAAGCAGGAGCGGGAGCGCCUCAGCGACGUCGAGAGGGCGAUCGCCGGCUGGGCCAAGCGGUCCCGCGAGGUGGUGAAGGACCCUGCGCCCCAGGAGGUGCUGCUGGACAUGGGCGCGUGGAUGCUGGACAACGGCCGCGGUGAGAGCGCGGCGUGCUUGGCCCUUCAGCUGGACGACUACGGGCGCCCGUCCGAGAGCGUCGAGCUGAUGGUAGGCAACAUGCUGCCGCCUGUCCCAGGUGUCCGCGGCACGGCUUCGCGGGACUGGGGCGUCGUCUUCGCCCCCGCUGAGCUUGGCUUCGUCACCAAGACCGGCCAGGUCGACGACUCCGUGGUGCUGGGCAGUCCUUCGCGGCCGUGGGCUCCGAAGGUGGCUGCCGCGCUGGUUCAGCGCGCGGCGCAGGCAUCCGGCGGCCGCAGCAGGCCAGCAGAUCCUCGUGCUCCUCUGUUUCGCAGCUUGACCUUGGCGAAGUACGAGCACGACUUCAAGGCAGCGUCGAAGGCCCUCGACUAUACCAAGCUCAACGUGACGCCUCACACCGUCAGGCACACCGCCCCGUCCCACGACAUCUACCACAAGCAUCGGAACCUUGAGCAGGUGCGCCGGCGCGGCCGUUGGGCGGCCAAGAAGAGUGUGACCAGGUACGAGCGCCACGCCAAAUUGUUGAAGCAGUACAACAAACUCGACCGCGUCCAGAUCUCGAGGAUGAACCGCUCAGCCCAGUCGUUUCCAGACAAGUUGCUGAGCUACCUGAAGAGGCGCUGA